Alosa alosa (allis shad) is the source of this 1680-nucleotide messenger RNA. It is a transcript of the gene oxa1l, whose product is annotated as OXA1L mitochondrial inner membrane protein. Gene Ontology annotation, cellular component: mitochondrial inner membrane. The transcript is spliced from 11 exons. The record is from RefSeq and is a predicted model, not a curated record. The coding region runs from base 23 to 1453 and encodes 476 amino acids. Gene Ontology annotation, biological process: mitochondrial respiratory chain complex IV assembly; protein insertion into mitochondrial inner membrane from matrix. Gene Ontology annotation, molecular function: membrane insertase activity. NCBI's taxonomy places the organism in Eukaryota, Metazoa, Chordata, Actinopteri, Clupeiformes, Clupeidae.
UGUCUAAUGCGUGUUUUGCAACAUGGCAGCGGUCAGGGGAAAGGUGGCACAGAGUUGUCUGACAACAUGUUUCUUAAGACAGACAAGCAUCGGCAGCAUUGCCACCUUUCCUCUCCUGGCGACACGGGGCGAGACUUCGAUACAGACGUCUCAUCUACACACCUAUAGAGGAAGCAGGAGUCCUCUGGUCAAAGCGAUCCUUGGGCAACACCGGAAUGGACAACUGCUAUUGGUUAGCUCGCUGUCAGUCAGACACAACAGCACACAGACUCCUGCUGACCCAGUGCAAACAGUAUCUAUCCCAACUCCACCAAAUGUACAAACAUCAGCUGAUGUUCCGGUCGCCAUCCCAGACACCACAGCUGCAGCAGUUGUUGACCCAUCCCCUGUCAUCGCCCAGCCAAUCACUGAGCAGCUGGCUGAGGUUGCCCCCACGGUCGCGGACGUUCUCCAGGGGGCGGGAGCUGAAGUCCGACUGGCAGAGCUCGGAUUGGGCAGCUACACGCCGGUGGGACUGGUCCAGAACCUGCUGGAGUACAUGCACAUGGACCUGGGGCUGCCCUGGUGGGGGGCCAUCGUUUUAGGCACGGUGAUCGCUCGCUGUGCCGUGUUCCCGGUCAUCGUCAAGGGCCAGAGAGAGGCUGCCAAGCUCAACAACGUGAUGCCAGACAUGACCAAACUCACCAACCGCAUGAAUGAGGCCAAGCAGAGUGGAAACAAGUUUGACUUUGCUAAGGCAUACUCCGACCUGAUGCUCUUCCAGAAGAAGAAUGACAUCAAUCCCCUCAGGGGAUUCCUGGUGCCUCUAGUACAGAUGCCCGUGUUUGUGUCCUUCUUCAUCGCACUUCGGAAGAUGUCCUACCUCCCAGUUCCCAGCCUGACAACCGGUGGGACAUUGUGGUUUACCGACCUGACCAUGUCUGAUCCCUACUACAUUCUCCCGAUAGCCGUCACGGGCACCAUGUUUGCCAUCCUGGAGCUAGGGGCAGAGUCUGGUGUGGACAACCCCAACCUCAAAGCCAUGAAGACCGUACUGAGAGUCAUGCCAUUUGUCAUCCUGCCUCUCACAAUUAACUUCCCCACGGCGGUGUUUACGUACUGGAUGACGUCCAACCUGUUCUCGUUGGGCCAGGUGGCCCUGCUGAAGAUUCCGGCGGUGCGGGACAAGUUUCGCAUCCCCGAGAGGAUCGUCCACCCGCCCUCUGCCAUGCCCCAACAGGACGGCUUCAUCGACAGCAUUAAGAAAGGCUGGAAGAACGCUCAGGUUGCUCAGCAACUGGAGGAGAGGGAGAAGAGGAUAAAGGGGCACCUGGACAUCGCCGCUAAAGGACCACUAAGACAGACAUUCACCCACAAUCCUUUGCAGCAGACGGCGCCUGCAUCAACCUCGUCGAAGUCGGCCGCCGGCAGCAAGCCUGGAAAGAAGCGGCCUUGGGAGGAAACGAUAGGCUGAAGGGAGGGUCAUAGUUGGGUUUGGAAAGAGAUGAUUGGUUGACUGGAGGCUUACACGUAAGCUUGGAAGGAUGUGAUUUGAUGAUGGGUGACAGGCUUGUGGAAUACCUUCUCCACUGUGUAUAUAUUUAUUUGAUUAAAGUGUGAUAAGAGGAUGUGUUGGGGGAGUGGGGGGGGGGGUCAUGUUGCACAGUUAUUAUUAUCAAUAAAGAACAUCGGAUGCCCCAA